Messenger RNA from Punica granatum (pomegranate), 1666 nucleotides. The record is from RefSeq and is a predicted model, not a curated record. NCBI's taxonomy places the organism in Eukaryota, Viridiplantae, Streptophyta, Magnoliopsida, Myrtales, Lythraceae.
CUCAAACACCGAGAGAAUCUAAUCAUCUAUUUUACAUAUAAAAGCAAAGCUUCGGGAACAUUUUCUCACAGCGUCUCUCUUUGGGUCAGUCAUGGGGAAGACCGGGGGAAGCUCCAUCCCCGGUUCAUGGUUCACCGCACUGAAACGUGCCUUGAUCUCUCCAACUAAACAGAACCCGAAAAGGAUCACGAGGGGACGAGACAAUCUCGAUCCCGAAGAAGAACGACAAGACAAGGGUAGAGGGAAGAGGAGGUGGGCGUUCCUGAAGGAAGCCACGAAUCAGGAACCGGCAGCCUGUCAGGAGAGAACCAUAAGGACCAGGGCGGAAGCCAUGGCGAAAGCCGGUUCUGAUGCCAUUGUGAUGGCAAUAGCGACCACUGCAGCUGCUGAGGCUGCGGUUGCAACUGCAAAAGCAGCUCUGGAAGCGCUUCCGCUCGCCUGCGGGCGACCCUCCCCAUCCAUGCUGGAGCACCGCUCCGCCAUCAUCAUUCAAGCAGUCUUUAGAGGAUACCUGGCAAGGAAGGCUCUGAGGGCACUGAAAGGACUGGUGUGUCUGCAAGCACUAAUAAGAGGUCACAAUGUUCGGAAAAGAGCAGAGAUGACUCUCCGGUGCAUCCAGGCAUUGGUCCGUGUACAGGCCCAGGCGUGUGAUCAGCGCAGGAACCGGCUCAAUGACGAGGAUAAAGUAAAAUCAGUUCUUUCUCAGUCCUCAGAUUACCUGAGGAGCUCGAUUCCGGAAUACUGGAAUGGUGAGGCACGAGAAGAGGAACUAUGUGAAAAGGAGAUAAAAGCCAUAUGUUCAGAUAAGAGAAAAGAAGCUGCUCUUGAGCAGGAAAUCUCCCUUGCUUCUGCUUUCUCUCGGCAGGUAUGGCGUAGGGAUGAGGAUUCAGCUGACCAGUGGCUGGCAAGGAAGUUGAGGGACAGCCCAAGAAGGACCUCCUUUGACCAGAGGGACCCCAUUAAGACCAUUGAGAUUGACACCUGCGGGCCUUACUCAGCCUCUGAUGAUCCAAUCCUACUGUUAAAAAGGAUGCCCCAGCAAGCCAAUUCGUCCAGCCUGAGGUGCCCAAGGAACCGUCUCGAGGUGCCUAGUGCCCCAAUGCCCAGUUAUAUGUGUGCAACCGAGUCUGCCAGGGCUCGACUCCGAUCGCAGAGCGCCCCCAGGCAGAGGGCUUCAACUCCCGAGAGGGAGAGGACGUUACCAUCAAGGAAACAACUGUCUUUCCCGGCUCCCGAACAGUGCGGGCACACCAAUUACCCCUCUAAUCAGGAUCUUAAGAAGAGCAUGGGCAAUAAGGCAAUUCCAGGACGCUCUCUAGGGGAUGUUUGGGCACCUCGUUACUGAACGCGGUAUAGCAGAAAUUUCGGGGUUUAAAAUUUGAACAUGGGCAAAUCAAUCGACCCUCUUACAGCAAAUGGUCCCAAGUCACUCCUGACCAUGAAAAGCUCAGCUUUAGGUCCUAUCAUGGAAGAUUUUCUGCCAGAGUUUUGGUAGUUUGUUUAUGUCCCAGCACAUGUUCGGUAGCAACUGUCUCCACAUACUUGUCUUCUGUCCGAUAUUAUGGCGUAGAGAAACGCAUGUACCGUGUAACAGCACAAUCACAUGUUUCUUCCUCGCUCUUUUAGGUUAGUUCAAGAAUUGCAGGUCGGCCAUAACAGAAUUUGA